CAUUCAUCGAGUACAUUCUAUUGAGCGUUUUAUUUACCCACAAGAGUCUCGUGUGCGUUUUGCUCUGGUUUCUUUUCGCAUUUGGUUUCUGCAGAGUGAAGGAGUCUCGAGGGCCGGAGGAAAGCAGGGUAGGAGGUAGGCAGCACAGCACGAGCUGUGCAUUCGGUGGCAGCGGUAGCGACAGAGUCACAGCACCAGCCAGCUGCGCGCGGAGGGCACAGCAGAACAGAGCGGAGCAGAACUGGAGCCUGGUGGAACGCGCAGCGCGCACCGAAGGGAACGCGCUGAGUGACAGCUUCGGAGGCACGGAGCGCCCCACGCCGCACACGAACCGAGCCCGAUAAUCUGCCUGAACCGCUCUUGUCAAAAGCAUCUGUGCGAAAUAACCCUCCUCGUGCAUAUCAGCUACUAAACUGCAGCCGACCGGAGCCUUGCAGUCUUCACUCAAUUGUGGGAAGAAAUCAACCGCACCUCAUAGCAAGGUAGCAGGCUACUGUACCUUGGCUUUCUCCUUUUCACUCAAAACGGGACAGUCUGGAAGUAACUAACCGUUUGUUUUUUUAAUUCUUCAAUACUGAGGAUAACACCUACUUGGCACUUGCUGAACGAUUGGUGAGAGCAAUUCUGUAAGGAGAGCGCAAAUAAGAUUUUUUUAGCAGCCACAUUUUUUUUGGAAUAUAUUCCGGCUAUUUAAGGGGAAUUUUAUUUGGAUUCUCUGUUCAUUUUCUUACUUUGAAUUCAAUCUCAGAAUCUCUGAUUGUUAUCGGUUGUUGCCUGUCGAAGGUAACAGCAGACAACCCGGAGAGGCAAAUAAGUUCAGUUCUGUAAGUGCGUUGGGUGUGAGCUCGCUAUGUGUGUGGUUGUAGCUUCCCCAUCACCCCUUCUAGAACCGUAGCCAGACGGUGUGGUCGAGAAGUAGUUUAGCUUCUCUCUCCCUCUGUACGUGACCACUUAGAGCUAACACCCCUUUCUAUGGAGUAGAUCGCCCGGAAAGAGACUAAUAGAGCGUUCUCCUUUCCCCCUGCCUGGUACCAACAGGCGGCUUUGGUCUAAAGGUUCUCCAGAGAAUGGUAAAUGACCGACGGGGAAUCAUGAACAGCACUUCGGAACUCGAAGAUGGACCACGGCAUAAAAACCAGAGGAUGAGCUGCAGCUACCUCCUGUGCACCAUCCUCCUCUUCGUCGCCGUCCUCCUGGCCGUCACGGUAACCGGCACCAUCCUCUUCAUGAAUCACUACCAGGCCCCGCCCAUGUCCGACGGCCCGCCCCACAUCUCAACCAAUCCGGACGAGGCCAACGCCCUGGUGACAGUGGAGAGGGGUGACGGCUCGCGCAUCAACAUCUUCAUCGACCCCAACUGUCCCGACUACAACGGGAACUUCCUUCGCCUGGAGGGGGUGCAGACAUCGCUGCUUCACUCGCUGAGUGACCACGACACCGACCUGAAGUCGGUCAAAGGUCAGGACCGGGCGCUGCUGGUCAACCUAGCUGAGGAGGUGACCAAACUGUCGGCCCACGCUGGUCAGCUGAAGAUGGACUACGAGUCUCUGAGACGAGGCCAGGGGAGUCUGGGGCAGGACCUGAACACACUGCAGACAGAGCAGGGACGCCUCAUACAACUGCUAUCUGAGAGCCAGAUCAACAUGGUGAAGGUGGUGAACACUGUGAGCGAUGCUCUCAGCUCCAUGCAGAAGGAGACAGGGGGACUGAAGGCUCGGGUCAAGGCUGACCUACAGAGGGCACCGGUCAGAGGGGCUCGUCUCAAAGGCUGUGCCAAUGGCUCUCGUCCUCGUGACUGUGGUGAUCUGUAUGCUAAUGGACAGAGGGAGGAUGGCAUCUACUCUGUGUUUCCCACUCACUACCCCUCCGGCUUCCAGGUCUACUGUGACAUGACCACAGACGGAGGGGGCUGGACGGUGAUUCAGCGCAGGGAAGAUGGCUCGGUCAACUUCUUCAGAGGAUGGGACUCCUACCGUGAGGGAUUUGGCAAGAUCACUGGAGAACACUGGCUAGGGCUGAAGCAGAUUCAUGCCUUGUCCAUCCAGGGUAACUAUGAGUUGAGGAUUGACCUGGAGGACUUUGACAACAGUACAGCCUACGCCCAGUACGAGACCUUUGGAGUGGGCCUGUUCUCUGUGGACCCAGAUGACGAUGGAUACCCACUGACGGUGGGAGAUUACUCCGGAAACGCAGGCGAUGCUCUGCUCAAGCACAACGGGAUGAAGUUCACCACCAAAGACAAGGACAACGACCACUCUGAGAACAACUGUGCCUCCUUCUACCACGGCGCCUGGUGGUACCGCAACUGCCACACGUCCAACCUGAACGGACAGUACCUCCGCGGGCAGCACACCUCCUAUGCUGACGGCAUAGAGUGGUCCACCUGGACCGGCUGGCAGUACUCCCUCAAGUUCUCUGAGAUGAAGAUACGACCCGCGCGCGACGAGAGCAAAUGAGUAUAUGAGGCAAUAACAGAGGAAAGGAAUUGAAAGUGUUCAGAGUAAUAAAACCACACCCUCAGAUACUGUUUACUGUCUGACUAAAAGGAUGGACAUCUUUGAUUCGUUUACUACUAUUCUCUACUGUUUCCUGUGGAGCCCUUGUCCCUCUCCACCGCCCCCCAGCCCCGCCCAACUUCAUGUGCCCCAUCCCUACCCUUAGUCCCCUAUCACAUACUAGUGUGUGCUGAGGCUUUUUGUGC
Messenger RNA from Coregonus clupeaformis (lake whitefish), 2701 nucleotides. RefSeq names its product fibrinogen C domain-containing protein 1-like. Bases 1068 to 2456 code for a protein of 462 amino acids. The record is from RefSeq and is a predicted model, not a curated record. Lineage: Eukaryota; Metazoa; Chordata; Actinopteri; Salmoniformes; Salmonidae. The transcript is spliced from 7 exons.